Sceloporus undulatus (fence lizard) is the source of this 2671-nucleotide messenger RNA. It is a transcript of the gene FOXA3, whose product is annotated as forkhead box A3. NCBI's taxonomy places the organism in Eukaryota, Metazoa, Chordata, Lepidosauria, Squamata, Phrynosomatidae. Gene Ontology annotation, molecular function: transcription factor binding; DNA-binding transcription factor activity, RNA polymerase II-specific; RNA polymerase II cis-regulatory region sequence-specific DNA binding. The record is from RefSeq and is a predicted model, not a curated record. The transcript has 2 exons. Gene Ontology annotation, biological process: anatomical structure morphogenesis; regulation of transcription by RNA polymerase II; cell differentiation. Bases 495 to 1754 code for a protein of 419 amino acids.
AGCUUUAUAAAGACUUGGUUCUGUCUUCCAGAGGGCCAGCCCUUCCUAUAGACUGGGAGACCAAGCUGUGUGGACACCCAGCGGGUUCCUGUCCCUAUUGCGCAGAAGCCGUCCCAAGCUAGGAAAAGCCCAUCGCAAAACCGUUUUCCCUUCCCCAAGAGGCACAGCAGACUCGGUGUCCCAAUAUUGGAUGGAUCGUCCCGUUUCAUUUGACGCCAUGGAAGCCUGUUGACUCUCCUUGGCUUCUAGGGAAAGUCGCUGCUCUCCACCGGCGGCAAGCCCACUUCAAGACGGGUUCAAUUCAGCGCUGGACUCAAAACCGUUGCUCAUUUUGGUGGGUUGAGUUGAACUGAUGUGCUGGAAAGAACACAUCAUUUUUUAAAAAGAAGACGAACGACCCGAAAUAAAAGUGAUUCCAGGAUAUUUUUUUAAUAAAAUAAAUACGUAAAUACAAUAUUAUUUUAUUUUCCCCAUUAACUCGGCGGGAUUUUGGAAUGCUGGGCUCCGUCAAAAUGGAAUCGCACGACAUCUCAGAAUGGACCUCGUACUACAACGAACCCACAGAGGUAUUUCCUUCCGUGAGCACAAUGGCAUCCAGUUUGGGACCUAUGAACCCCAUAAAUUCCUACGUGACGCUGAAUCCCCUGAGUUCCCCCAGCUCUAUGAACAUGGCGUACCCCAACAGCGGCUUGAGUAGCCCUUCUCUGACCGGACUAACCAACGCCGCCAGCCCCAUGGGUCUUCCAACAGUGGCCUCUCCCGUCAGUCCGGUAUUGACUCCAUUGGGAGCUCAGGCCUCCAGUCUCAACUCUCUCUCACCUUAUCAAAAUGUCAGCCAGUCGAUGACCCAGCUGGGCUACUCACCGUCAAGCAUGAACAGACCCAAAGAGAUCAGCAAGUCCUACCGGCGCACCUUGACCCACGCCAAGCCACCCUACUCCUACAUCUCCCUCAUCACUAUGGCAAUCCAGCAGGCCCCAAGCAAGAUGUUGACCCUCAACGAGAUCUACCAGUGGAUCAUGGACCUUUUCCCGUACUACCGCGAAAACCAGCAGCGCUGGCAGAACUCCAUCCGCCAUUCCCUCUCCUUCAACGACUGCUUUGUCAAAGUGGCCCGUUCCCCGGACAAGCCGGGCAAAGGCUCCUACUGGGCCCUCCACCCGAAUUCGGGCAACAUGUUUGAGAACGGAUGCUACCUGCGGCGCCAGAAGCGUUUCAAAAUUGAAGACAAGGCCAAGAAGACCAACUCUAAGGCUUCCAAUGCCCAAGACCAGGCUUCCAAGAUUUCGGAAGGUCUUCAGGAAGGCCAGAGUCCCAACACUGGUUCAGAAGGGGCAGAGUCAGGCCAUUCAGACACCUCUCACGGCUCCGAGGAGCAACGAGGGUUGGUCCAACUCGAUUGUUCAGGGGGCCAAGGCUCGUCCCCAGCUUCUGAAGCCUCUCCAGCCCCUAUUUCCCAGUCUCUGAAUAGCCACUACUUUGCCACCUCCAUCACCAACCUGGAUCUUCCCAGCGACCUCAAAAUGGACCCUCAGUUCAACUUCAACCAUCCCUUUUCCAUCACCAAUCUGAUGUCAAGUGAGCAGAGUCAAAAGGUUGACCUGAAGUCUUAUGAGCAGGCCAUGGCAUAUAGUGGUUACAACUCGCCACACUCAGUGGAAAGCAAGCAUGCCUAUGAGACGUCCACCUCUCUCAGCGAGACCGGCUCCUACUAUCAGAGCCUCUACAACCGUUCUUUGCUCAAUGCUUCCUAAGACUGUUAGUCUUGUUGCAGUGGAGGGGGGAAAGGGGGAAGGAGACCAAAGAAAUAACAGAAACUAUGCCUGGUGCCAUCACCAGCAAGACCAUCCAUGAGAUGUUCCCUCCCAGUGCCAAUCUAUUGCAACCGUGGAAAGGAGUAAAAACCAUCAAGAGGCCUGGUCUACCGGACUCUCAGCAACCACAUGCUUUCCAGAUCGACACUGUCUCAUAGUGGUCAACAGCUUCUUUGGAGCCCUGUCAUUUCAAUAGACUCAUUUGCUCAUAAUGAUCAGGAGAGCAGCAAGAAAGGAAACAUCCAUGCCUUAGCACUAUCCACCAACCACCAAAUGGGUCAGAAGAAUAUCCAUGGAUCCAUCUUCACUUUGGCAAGGUUGUACUGUUGCCAGCAUGGAUUUCCAAAAGCAAAGUCAAAAGGAAAAGUCCCACUCUUGGAUACCUCCAGGAGCGGAGCAUUGAUGGGAAUCCAUGUACCCAUGAGAAGCAACAUAGGAAAGGUAACUCUGUAAGAUGGACCGAGCCGAGGACCAUCCCUUGGCCUAGGACAGUUGACUUUCCUGCUUCGACACAGAUGUUACAGUCAAUAGUUGAACUCUCAUGUUAGGAUUUUCGAACCCACCUUUAGGUCAGAAUCAUACUUGGCAGACUCUGUUGUUACAAUGCAUACACACAAAGGGGUUUGGUUACGCCAAAGACAAUGUAAGCCUCAGCCUGAAAAGGAGCAAGGAGAAUAUAGUUCCAAUGUUUUUUUUAAAGUGGCUUUAUAUUUAAAUAUUUGUGCUAUCUCUCGGGGAAAAAGGGUAAGAGUUGAUUUAAUAUAUCGUACUUUAGAGACAAUUCAGGGGGUGUCUUUGUUUUUCUCUCUCUUUUUGGUUUUAACAAUAAUUAAAACAAAUGAUAUCCAGUCCCCUUA